Molecule: messenger RNA, 2469 nt
Organism: Epinephelus fuscoguttatus (brown-marbled grouper)
Lineage: Eukaryota; Metazoa; Chordata; Actinopteri; Perciformes; Serranidae
Gene: pop5
Product: POP5 homolog, ribonuclease P/MRP subunit
Exons: 5
Coding region: 51-551 (166 amino acids)
Biological process (GO): tRNA 5'-leader removal
Cellular component (GO): ribonuclease P complex
Molecular function (GO): ribonuclease P RNA binding
Source: RefSeq, a predicted model, not a curated record
CAUUGUUCUUCUGUUGACGGAAGUCCUCACAGAAGAAGAGAGGAGCUACGAUGGUGCGUGUGAAGUCCAGGUAUUUACUGUGCGAAGUCAACGUGUCAGACAGAAGCCGCCUGUUGCUGCUGGAUGACAGGGCUGUUGCAGCGGCAGUGAAAGCAGCGGUGGCCCGAAUACACGGGGACUAUGGGGCAGCUCUCUGCAGCAUCAGAUUCUCUGUGAAAUAUCUGAAUGCUCAUACUGGAAUAGUACUCCUGCGUUUUUCCAAAAGGUGUUACAAACUCCUCUGGUCUGCAUUGCCUUUCAUUACCUGUAUUGAAACUCGUGGGCACAUAAUCCCAUGCUUUCUGAACUGUUUGCAUGUGGGAGGAACAAUUAGAACAUGUCAGAAGUUUUUGAUCCGAUAUAACACCCAGCAGCUACAUCGAAUGCUCCCUAAGUGCAAAAACGAAGAAGAAAAGCAACAGGUUCAGACAGCUAUUCUGAAGUGCUCUCUAAUGGGAGGAAACAAGGAGGCAUUUGGAGAGGAAUCAGAUAGUGAGGAAGAUGAACAGUGACUUCAAUGAAGUAAAAGGUGGCGGACUAUUUUUGUUACGGGACCGAUACAAAGGAAGAUAUGAAGCAUUUGAAGAAAUGCAUACUCCAUUCUGUGGAUAUAUGAUUUACUGCAGCUGCUCAGUGCAUUUGCUACCACACAACUGACUGACUGUAUACCUGUCUUCAAUAGAGGGACACAUGACAUGAUGUUUGUUACAUAAAUAAUUACCAUCACAUAACACAAAAUAAGACUAUGGCCUAAUUCUGAAAAAAAAAAAAACCACACUUUUUAUGUUUUUAUGAAAUAUUUUCUAUUUAUACUAUGUUUUGAGCUUAUGUAUUUUGUUUAAAAAAUAAAGCACUGUAUUUGAAGAUAAUAUAUUUGUCCUAGUGUCCUUAAAAUAAAGUUCUGUACAGCAGUUGCGUUGUAGGCUAAUUAAUUCAUCCACUGUCAAACAGCCAAAAAUAUGGAUUUAUUUCCUAAAAUAAGUUUUGAAUUGAACUAUGAAUGGUCAUCAGAGGAAGAUGAGAGAGAGGAGAAGCUGAAUCCAUCUGAGCACACAUCCAGGUUUGUCAGUGUUUCAUCAGCGGAGCUCAAUGACUUGGAGAAAAGCAACAUACUGUCAGAUCAGAAGGCAGAGUCGGCUGUGCCUGUGAAGCGACAGUCCACCAUGCAGUCACCAGAGACUUAUUUCACCGGCUGCACAAUUAAUGGAAACAUGCAGAUAAAUGUGUAUAAAGAGUAAGUGCCUGGCGCACCAUGUCUGCGUUACAUAGCAACGGUGACAGCGGAGUCCUGAGGGAACUAUUUUUGUUGGCGGAAGACAAAUAAAAUGCUUAAAUUAUCUAUUUUGUCCUCAUUUUUCAACAUUUCUUAAUCAGCCUUGCUUAUUUAACUGCCUGCAGCCUCGUGCCUACGACCGAAUCACAGCCGUGACGAUAUCACAGUACAACAUCACUCCCUCUCGUGUGAUAUUGCUUAAAUGUAGACCAUUCAAACAUAAACAAAUUGGUGGUAUAGGCUACAGUUAAAAAUAUUCAAGAUGCAGAGAUAUUUAUAUGCAAUCUUUAUCGGCUGACUUAACAGAACCUUUAACAAUAUUGCCAAUACUGUGUCAUACCGUAUCAGAAUUAUAUUGCUUAUUAAACCCAUUAAUUACCUAAUCCUACUUAAAGGGGAACACCACCUAUACUAAGAAUUACAAUAUUUUAUUUCCAUGGCUAAGGAAAGAUUAAUCAGUAUUUGUGAACAUGAGUUACUCUCUCUCAAAGCCAGAAACCAGAGAAGUAAAUCUCAAAUUUGUGAUGUCCUCAAGUAAAAAGUCUGGAUCUGCUCUGUAGACAAUGAAUUCCUUUUUUAUACCCGAAUGAGCUUUAGGGGACUUUCCGUUCACAUCAGGGAUCCAGGCCUGGAUGAUGGUCAGUGCUAGGGUAUACUUAAAAAGUGGUCUCCAGUUUGGUUCAUGUAUACUCUGGUAUGGUACACAUCAGGUGUGAACACCAGCUGUACCAUAACACAGAAAAGGGUUGCUAUUUAACGCAACUACAAGGCGUUUUUAAUGGGUUAUGAAACAGUCUCAAUUUAAUAGGCUACUGAUAGCUCUAUAUCAGAUGGCAGCACAGACAGAGACAGAUCUGACUUUGUUGCCACCUUCAAUCUGCAGUCGGAGCUCUGGCGGGAGGCAGAGAGCUCCGUGCCCAACAGCAGCAGCAGCUCGUCCUCCAGCCAGGAGCAGAGCUUCACCCUGUCGCUCCACGGGCCCCCACUGAUGACUGUCUCUGGACCAGCAGUGUCCCUUCUACAGCGUCUUUUUCCACAUUCAAGGAAACAAAAAUGUCACACAGAUGAUGACACAAGUUUACUCACAUAGUGAACAUUACUAAUGUGAAACCUGAGCAGCGGGUGAGUGGAAAAGGGAGAGCAAAAUUAAAUUUUGA